AUGCUGUUCUUAGCAGAUGCUGUUAUUCAUAGAGGUCAGUUCAACAGCUCUAACAUUAUUGCUGACUUUGGUUGCUCCACUGAGGAACUGGCUGAAUUCCACAAAGAGCUUGAAGAGACUAAGAAGGCACCACUUAUAAACCUCUCUUUAGGAGGAAAAUAUUACAUUGAAGGAUCCCCUGUCACCAUAGCCUGUGAAGCUUCUGGGAAACCACUGCCGGAUGUAGCAUGGAUUAGAAAUGGAGUACUGGAAAGUUCAGGGAAGAAAGCUUCGUUUUUAAAGUUUGAUAAUAUAAACAGAACAGAUGCAGGACAAUACACAUGUCGUGCUAAUAACUCAGUGGAAGUCACUUUUGUUGACACAACAAUUGUAGUUCACUACCCGCCCACAAUUCAGAAUGUCACCACGUCAUCUAAGAAGUCUUGGAUUGGCCAGACAGUGACUUUGAAGUGUCUUUCUGAUGGUGUUCCUACACCAACACUCUCUUGGUACAAACCUGAAGGAAGUGAAAUAAACAGAGUCACAGCCAGAGAAAACAAAGUACAGGUGCCACUUAGGGGUGAUCAAGAUUUUGGUCAUUACAAGUGCAUUGCUGCCAAUGGACUUACUCCACCUGAUGAGGAGUUAAUAAAGAUAAAUCCGAUAAAGAAACCAGGGAAAGCAUCCAUCAAAUCGUCAGAAUCAGUCAUUCAAGCAACUUUUAUAACAAUACGAUGGACUGCACCAGCUGAUGAUGGAGGAAGUCCGAUUACAGGAUACCAACUGAUCUUACAAAAGGGUGAAACUGAGUUAGAAAAGGAUGCUAUCACCAAUCCUGGGACGACAUCUUAUUCGUUUCGUGGUUUGGAGAAAAAUACCAACUACACAGUGAAACUGUUUUCCAGAAAUUUCGUAUUCGAGGGAGAUCCUACUGUAAGGACGAUUAAGACCAAGCUUGAAGGAGCCCCAGAUGUGGUCGAAAUAGACCAACUGCCAGAUGAAACAACAGACGAUACAAUUACCCUAAAGUGGAAGGAGCCAGAAAGUAAUGGAAAAGUUAUCACCAUGUAUACAGUGUACCAAAGAGUAGUAACUGAUGGGAAAGUGGGACAGUGGACAGAAAUAAGGAAAAUCAGAGAUGUUUCUACGAGAGAAUUGAAAAUAGCGUUGGAGAAAGGAAAGGUGUAUCAGUUUGCCAUUACUGCAACUAGUGAGCUUGGUGAAAGCCUAAAACAGGAGAAAGCAAAUAUCCAGCAAGUCAAGGCAGAGGUUCAAACAGUAAGCACAGAAGUUUACCUGACAGCGACAAUACAGGAGAACUGUAGCAGACGUUCGGAAGUUGCUGCGAAAUUUCCAGAAAUGGCUUGUCAAAUUGCCUUCAGGUUUGGCUGCUCAUCCGCCAACACUGUGAACACCAGGUGUGGCAGUGUUGUUCUUGACUUUAUGAUGAGGUUCAAUCAAACUGUAGUCGUCAGCAAUGUUUUGAUUGUCCUGUCGGAUGCUGCAAGGCAAGACAAAUUCAGAGGUUUUAAAGUCAAUCCAGACUCAAUUAAACAAGUUUUAAUACCCACAGAUGGCUCGGAAAGCACAACAAAAGGUCCUGAGGAAUGUAACUGCCCAUCCAACAACGUCUUGUUGGCCGUAAUUGGGGUUCUUGUCUUCACAGUCCUUCUUCUAAUUAUUUACAUAAUCUGGCUACAUAAGAAAGGCGCUGUAGGGAAACAGAGGACUUAUGAAGAUGAGAGACGUGUUUACGACAAUGAAACAUUAUUAGAAGAUAUCGAACCAAGCCUACCUGAUUCAAGAAAACUCACCCAGCCUCAUGCGGAAUACAUGGAUCUCAUAGAAGUCAACAAAGAUGAUAGAAAAGCACAAAGUACCCCUCCAGGUGCUGAUUACGUGCCUCUUCAUCCAUUAACACGCUGCUGGGAAGUUCCAAGACAUUACGUGACCAUAGAAAAAAUCAUUGGUAAAGGUGCUUUUGGUCAGGUUGCCAAGGGAACAGCAGUAGGACUUCGAGGGAGUCCUGAAACGACCACAGUGGCUAUUAAGAUACUUAAAAGUGAGCUCUUACAUUCAGGAAAUGUUACCGGGUUACUGUAA
Pocillopora verrucosa is the source of this 2082-nucleotide messenger RNA. Lineage: Eukaryota; Metazoa; Cnidaria; Anthozoa; Scleractinia; Pocilloporidae. The record is from RefSeq and is a predicted model, not a curated record.